This is a messenger RNA of Austrofundulus limnaeus, 1037 nucleotides long. RefSeq names its product FIP1 like 1a (S. cerevisiae) (gene fip1l1a). Lineage: Eukaryota; Metazoa; Chordata; Actinopteri; Cyprinodontiformes; Rivulidae. Gene Ontology annotation, biological process: mRNA processing. The record is from RefSeq and is a predicted model, not a curated record.
UUCUGGGCUCACACCUACACCAUCUGAGAGUAUUUCUGAAGAGAGGAUUGAUGUAGCUGGAGGCUCCGCACAGAGAACAGUUGAGAAUAUCCAAGAAGUCCAAGAGGCAAAUCAGACGGUGCAGCUGUUGGAGGAAAAACCAUGGAGAAAACCUGGAAUUGAAAUCUCAGAUUACUUCAACUAUGGAUUUGAUGAAAAUAGCUGGAGGGCGUAUUGUUCAAAACAGUAUCAUCUUCAAACUUUGAAUAGAUGUCAAGGCACACAAGUCCUGGCCAAGAAGAAGCAUCAGCAACAUGGAAAACAAGUAUCUUCUUGUGCUUCUUCUUCCUCUGCCAGACGAUCCUGCAGGCACAGCUCCCCUCUUCCGAACAGGAUGCUGUCCCCCGUCCCCCCCAGCCCCKCUGUGCAGUGGAGUCCCUGCAAGUUUUGAUGGCCCCUCAACUUCAUCAUACCAAAGUUCUUCUGGGUCUGUCAUUCCUGACGGUUGUAUAAUCCCAGGGAUUAUGGGAGCAAGCCCUGCAAUGACCAUUACUACCAAGGCUUGGGAACGCUACUUAUCUCAGCAGAUGCAUGGCAGAGACAGAGACAAAACUAGAAGCCACAACCAGCAGAAGAAAAGCAAAAGAUCCAGAUACAAAGAACGACAAAUCUUCUCCUUUUCGCACAACAGGAGAAAGGAACAAACGAAGCACAGGGUUUCUACAGAUAAGCACCGAGGUCGCAGCCCUGAAAGAGCUCGUGAAAAAAUGCCGAGAGACAAAAUCAAAAAAUGGAGACAGCCACGACACAGCAGCUGCAGCAGGAACAGUGAAGACAAAGACUUUUUGUCACCAAAACGUGACAAAAAGGGAAUGAAGAAGAGACGAGAGAACAGGAUGAAUUCUGCUGACAAAAAAAGGAAAUAAUUUAAAAUCUUACCAACUUUAAGUCAUCACACUUGUCAGAAAAGAGGAAUCCCUUUGUCUGCURGCCAUAAUUGACAAACGAUGAAUAUGAUUGAUGUAGCUGUGUAAAUAUGUACGGAAGAGGAUUAGAGC